This is a messenger RNA of Musca vetustissima, 960 nucleotides long. RefSeq names its product vitellogenin-1-like. Lineage: Eukaryota; Metazoa; Arthropoda; Insecta; Diptera; Muscidae. Gene Ontology annotation, molecular function: lipase activity. The coding region runs from base 1 to 960 and encodes 319 amino acids. Gene Ontology annotation, biological process: lipid metabolic process. The record is from RefSeq and is a predicted model, not a curated record. The transcript has 3 exons.
AUGUUAUUUAAAGUUCUAAAUCAAUUGUGUUCACUCUAUGUAGGUUCCGAUAAUAUAGAUCCCCGGAUAACACCUAAACUAAAUGAGAUGUAUCUACAACUGAGAACACCCUGUUCCAAUCGAAGUGUACCAUUAAGUGAAGCUCAAAAAUUACUCGAAUAUCCAGAAUUUAAUGCUACAAAGAGGGUUGUGGUUUUUAUUACUGGAUGGAUGUCUAGUAUACAGGCCGAUUAUAUUGAAGAUAUGGCCAGGGCAUUUCAUUGCAGAGGAAAUUAUAAUUUUUUGGCUCUAAAUGCUUCAAAUUUCGUCCAAACUUUAUACACAUGGUCCGCCUUCAAUACCGAUGCUGUGGGUGCAUUUGUGGGUAAGGGUAUUGCUAAGUUGAGUAAAAAAAUACCAGCCAAAAAAAUACAUCUGAUUGGCCACAGCUUGGGUGCACAUAUUGCCGGCAAGGCGGGACGUCAUUUUCAAAAACUCACCGGACAAACUUUGGCUCGCAUAACCGGUUUAGAUCCAGCUAAUCCUUGCUUCAAUGAAGGUGAAACCCUUUCCGGUUUACAUCGUGGUGAUGCGGUCUUCGUUGAUGUUAUACAUUCCAAUCCGGGUGUGUUGGGUAAAUCACAACCAUUGGGUGAUGUUGAUUUCUAUCCCGGUGGUUUGGCACCUAUCAAACCGGGUUGUGUCAUUUUCAGUUGUUCACAUAGUCGUGCUUAUGAGUAUUUUAUUGAAACAGUUUUUCCCGGAAAUGAAAGGAAUUUUUUGGCGAAACGUUGUAAUUCAUUAACAAGUUAUAAUGCCGGACAAUGUGGGGGUUUGGAAUAUCCAAUGGGUAUUGCAACGCCAACUUAUUUAAAGGGUGAUUACUUUUUAGCUGUAAAUGCAAGAGAGCCCUUUGGAAAGAAUGCUACACGAUUGACAGUGAAUGAGAAGCAUAGCCAGUGUGGCCGUUGUAGUAAAUAA